AUGGCCUUGCUUAGAAAGAAUGUCAUCAGAGAACCUACCCACAAGUUUCCUCCAGAUGCUCGUCUCAGCCAGGCCAGCAGCAGCCUCAUUUGCCCCAUGGCCUUCGUGCUCUCUCUACUGACCGCCCUGGUGAUGUUCAGCUAUGGCCCUGGUGGAUCUCUGGGCUGCAACCUGUCUCAGAACCACGUGCGGAUUAGCAGGAAGAACUUCAUGCUUCUGGGCCAAAUGAGGAGAAUCCCCCCUCACUUCUGUCUGAAAGAUAGAAAAGACUUCGGUUUCCCCCAGGACACGGUGGAUGGCAGCCAGCUCCCGAAGGCCCAGGCCACCUCUGUCCUCCACGAGAUGCUCCAGCAGAUCUUCCGCCUCUUCCACACAGAGCGCUCCUCUGCCGCCUGGGACACCUCCCUCCUGGACAAACUCCGCACUGGACUCCAUCAGCAGCUGGAGGACCUGGACGCCUGCUUGGUGCAGGCGAUGGGAGAGGAAGAAUCUGCCCUGGCAGUGACGGGCCCUACACUGGCCGUGAGGAGGUACUUCCAGGGAAUCCAUCUCUACCUUGAAGAGAAGAAAUACAGCGAUUGUGCCUGGAAAAUUGUCAGAGUGGGAAUCAUGAGAUCCUUCUCUUCAUCGACCAACUUGCAAGAAAGGUUAAGAAUUAUGGAUGGAGGGACUUCCCUGGUCGGAGGCCUGAAGGUAGAGGUCUGUGCCUCGCCAGCUGUUGGCUGUGGGUACAGGGAAGCCCCAGCUUGGGCAGAAUCAGCCUCGGGUGCUGAGUGA
This is a messenger RNA of Balaenoptera ricei (Rice's whale), 777 nucleotides long. RefSeq names its product interferon omega-1-like. Gene Ontology annotation, molecular function: cytokine activity; type I interferon receptor binding. Gene Ontology annotation, biological process: B cell proliferation; adaptive immune response; positive regulation of peptidyl-serine phosphorylation of STAT protein. Gene Ontology annotation, cellular component: extracellular region. The record is from RefSeq and is a predicted model, not a curated record. Lineage: Eukaryota; Metazoa; Chordata; Mammalia; Artiodactyla; Balaenopteridae. The transcript is spliced from 2 exons. The coding region runs from base 1 to 777 and encodes 258 amino acids.